CGGGAUGUUCCGUCAACCAAAUGAAUGUCACCUCGUGUUGUGUUUGGGAACCUGAGAGAUCAUCGAUCACUGUCCGGUUGCUUCUUUUAUUAGAAUAUCAGCACUUUAUUAAUCAAUAACUUCCACAGAGGCUGCUUUAAAAACCUCUCCGACAUAUCUACCGCUCGCGGCUCUCUUCAUACAGCAGCUAACUGUCGCUUAGCAACACCGUUUUACUGCUUGUGUCCGUUAGCUCGCCUCGUCGAGAGGUCCGAAGGUUAAAAUCAAACGUCUGAAGCCUACUACGGAAGCUCGCGCGGUCAAAGCUAAGCUAACGGGACGAGCAAACCGGAGCAAACGGUCACAAAACAACAACACAGUUUGCUUGUUUGUUUGUUUUCAGAACUGUUUAUCGUCAACAGCAGCAGUCCAACAGUUCACGGUCCGUUAGUCUAGCUACUUUUCUCCGGCUAACGGUCAACGGUCGGCUAACUGCCGGCUAACGGUCAACGGUCGGCUAACUGUUCCUGUGUUCGCCUGUUGAUAACGGUUCAGCCGCAUACAGCUAACGUUACGGCGAUGACAGUUACGUUUAGGCACCAAAACGACUAGUCAAGUUUAGGAAUAAAUAUCGUGGUUUGGAUUAAAACACCCCUGUGUUUCUUGGGUGAAAGCAUUAAAAUUAUAUAAUUAUGUUAGUCUAGAUUUUGAUUAACUUCCGGCCGUAGCUGUAUCCCUUUUUAUUUUUCCAUAGCUGUAUCCAACCCUCCGUGUGUGUCAGCUGUGAUGUGUAAAACGGUUUAAAGACGUUAUAAGCUGUCCGUGUGAACGGUUAGAAAGAUGUCCGACAGCGGGUUUAGCUGGACGGUGGUGGUCCUGACCUGCCAACACAAAGACAGCGUCUACUCCUUCCAGAGAGAGCUGGAGUUGCGGCAGCAGCGUGGUUCUCUCUCUCGGGGUGCGUUGGUUUUGACAGUGCGGGACCGCCAGGAGCCGCUGGGCAGCGGGGGGGCGACGCUGAACGCCCUGCUGGUCGCCGCUGAACACCUGAGCAGCCGAGCGGGACACACGGUGGUGACAGCUGACGUCCUGGAUGAAGCUCACAUCCUCAUCCUCCACACGGGCCGGGACUUCCCCUGGAGCUCCUGUAGCCGGGCGUUCUGCUGGCUGCCCUCAGAGAGACCUGCUGAGCAGCAGGUCCAGGCUCCGCUCUGCGUCCUGGACCUGCUGCUGGACCGCCUCGCCACCCACAUCUGUCCCGGCUCCCCCCCCGGGGUCUGGGUCUGCAGCACCGACGCCAUCCUGCACAUCCCUACGGACCUCGUUUUGUCCUGGGACGGUUUCUCUGGAGUUCGGGUUUUGGCGUUGCCGGGCAACGUCUCCUAUGCAGCCAAUCACGGAGUCUACCUGUCCGACCAACAGGGUCAGGUCAGGGACAUCAUCUACAAGGGAUCAAAGGAGCAGAUUCAACAGGCUGUGAUGCAUGAUGGGAAAGUGCCACUGGUGUCUGGUCCUGUCUUCUUCAGCAGUUCUGUCUCAGAGAAGCUGCUGCAGACUCACGUCACUCCUCCGCUGGACGGAUGCACCUACCUGGGCCUGGACUCUGGAGCCCCACCCAUCCAGGUGUCUCUGUUCCUGGACCUGUUGAAGUGUCUCUGCUCAGAUCUGACCCAGGAUCAGUUUGUGAGCGAGGAGCGAGCUGGCUGUAGUUCAGCUGUUGGACCACAGGGGGCGACGGUGAGGAGCAGCCGGGCAGAGCUGUGGAGGAUCCUCAGAGGAACUCCUCUCAGUCUGGUUUACGUCCCCGGCGGUCGCUACGACUACCUGACUCUGUCCGGGAAACAUCACGUGGAGCGGCUGAGCUGCGAUUGGAUGAACAGAAACACGCUGUCUCACAUCCAGAGAGAGAGCGAGGUGGGCGAGGGAGGGCGAGUCAUCAACAGCGUGCUGGAGGGAGACGUCGCCGUGGCGACCGGGGCAGUGGUGCAACACUGCCACCUGCAGGGUCCUCUGGACGUCCCGUCAGGUUGUUUACUGUCCGGUCUCGGGCCGAUGACAUCACAGUGUGUCAGGACACUGCAGCUGGCCAAUGACAUCAUCAUCCAGGGACAUCGGAUCGAGCUGGGGGAACUGAAACUGAACGUCUUCACGGUGACAGGAGCACUCGACCCCCUGGAGGUCUCCUCUGAUGACGUCAGCUCCUCCUUCCUGAACCAGAGAUGGAGUCUCUUCUUCAGCAGAACAGGAAUCCAGCCGGAGGAGUUGUGGGCGCGAGGAGAGCAGCGCUCCCUGCUGACUGCCCGUAUCUUCCCGGUCCUCCACCCGCGAGGAGGCGCUGUGGGUCUGCAGGGCGGCGUGGGCUGGCUGCUGGGCGGUGCGGGCUGUCUGCGACGGUGGAGGGAGGCGUGGCGGCUCUCUCUGAAGGAAGUGAUGUCACUCACCUGCCAGGAGGCGGAGCUCCAGUGGAGGGAGGAGUUACUGUUUCUGGCGGGGAGGAGGAGAGCCACGGACGCUCUGACGAGUCGCACCGACGUCUGCCUGCUGCCUUGCUUCAGGGCGGCCGUGAUGGGGGAACAGCAGGGGGCGCUGCUGCACACGCUCGACACCAUUGCAGCAGGAAGCAGUACGCCGGGGGCGGAGUCGGGGGCGGAGCUGGGCGUGGCCGCUCGCUGCCUCUCCUGCAUCGCUGACGUGUUGGUGUGCAUGGCGGGCGGGAGGGGAGGCCUGAGGAGCGGGCCGGCUGCCAACGAAGCCUGGAGGUCAGCCUACUCCCUGUUGGAGGAGGGAAACCUGAGGGGCGGAGUCAGAGCGCUGGCCGCACAGAGAGAUCAUUGGCUGAGCAGGCCGGACCUGCUGGUUCGUGCGGCGCGUCACUACGAGGGCGCCGGACAGGUGCUCCUACGACAAGCCGUGAUGUCAUCGCAGCGGUUCAUCUCCAUUGGCCAGGGGGAGGUCCCGCCCCUCGAGGAGUGGCAGGAAGUGGAGUGUCCAGCCAGACUGGACCUGGCAGGGGGCUGGAGCGACACGCCGCCCAUCGCCUUCGAGCACGGCGGCUCUGUGACCAACGUCGCGGUGAAGGUCGAUGGGAAGCGUCCUAUUGGAGCCCGAGCCCGUCGCAUCAGAGAGCCCCGCCUCCUGCUGGUCAGCUACGCUGGCGGGCGGGACAGCGGGGUUUCCACGGAGACGGUGUGCGACAGCCUGGACGACCUGAAGGACUACUGUCAGCCGCACGCACCAGGAGCCCUGCUGAAGGCGGUGUGUGUGUGCAGUGGUCUGGUGUCUCUCUCCUCCCAGCAUGCUCUGGGUGAUCAGCUGAUGCAGCGGUGGGGGGGAGGUGUGGAGCUCCACAGCUGGUCGCUGCUGCCUACCGGGUCUGGACUCGGUACCAGCAGCAUCCUGGCAGGGGCGCUGUUGGCUGCGGUCUACAGGUGUACGGGUCGAACCUACGACACGGACGCCCUGAUCCAUGGCGUCCUGUACCUGGAGCAGAUCCUCACCACAGGUGGGGGCUGGCAGGACCAGGUGGGGGGGCUGGUGGGCGGAGUCAAGGUGGCUCGCUCCAGAGCGUGUCUGCCGCUGCAGGUGGAAGUGGAACGUCUCAGCCCUCCGGACCACUUCCUGCUUUCUCUAGAGGAGCACCUCCUGCUGGUUUACACGGGCAAGACUCGCCUGGCCCGCAAUCUGCUGCAGGAUGUGGUCCGUAGCUGGUACAGCCGCCUGCCCGCCAUGGUCCACAACGCCCAGCAGCUGGUGGCCAACUCAGAGGAAUGUGCCUGGGCCUGUUCCCACGGCUGUCUGUCGGCGCUGGGCGUGUGUCUGGAGCGCUCGUGGCGGCAGAAGAAGCUGAUGGCGCCUGGCUGCGAGCCGGCCGCCGUGAGGGCCAUGAUGGAGGCUCUGCGGCCGCUGGUGCUGGGUCAGAGUCUGGCCGGGGCCGGAGGGGGGGGCUUCCUCUACCUGCUGACCCGGGAGCCUCGCCAGCGGCUCGCCGUGCUGCACGUCCUCAACAACACACCGGGUCUGGGAGACUUCAGCGUUCACUCAGUGGAGCUGGACAUGGACGGGAUUACAGUCCUACGUCCUGCACACGGAUGUCAGAGGCUGCUGUGAUGAACCAUACAAAGACCAGAGAGAAUUCAGAAAGGGGAAUGUAAAGAGAUCUUGGAAUAACUUACAAAUGUUGGUCCUUAAACAAGAAACGUUUGUCAAAUGUUUGGGAUGAUUAAGAUCAUUUGAGAACAUGUAAUUAUGUGUAAUAUAUAGGACUGUCAGCGUUUUACAAUUUCUUUAUUGACAUUUUUAUAAAAGAAGUGAUAACACAAGGCUGUAACAAAAGACCAUGUCAUUUAAAAAGUUUUUAACCCCCCAAACCCAACCCUGCAUGGCUCAGGAAAGGAAAUAAAGACAGAGAUAUAACUCAACACACAAACAAUAGUAAUAAUUAUAAGUAAUGACAGUAUAUAUAUCUGAUAGUAACAAUGAUAAUGCUGAUACAAGGUAAGAAAAAAAAGACAGAU
Molecule: messenger RNA, 4493 nt
Organism: Sander lucioperca (pikeperch)
Lineage: Eukaryota; Metazoa; Chordata; Actinopteri; Perciformes; Percidae
Product: L-fucose kinase
Exons: 23
Coding region: 820-4086 (1088 amino acids)
Biological process (GO): GDP-L-fucose salvage
Molecular function (GO): fucokinase activity; ATP binding
Source: RefSeq, a predicted model, not a curated record